Messenger RNA from Ctenopharyngodon idella (grass carp), 8543 nucleotides. Its product is annotated as tyrosine-protein phosphatase non-receptor type 13-like. The record is from RefSeq and is a predicted model, not a curated record. NCBI's taxonomy places the organism in Eukaryota, Metazoa, Chordata, Actinopteri, Cypriniformes, Xenocyprididae. Gene Ontology annotation, cellular component: cytoskeleton; cytoplasm; nucleus. Gene Ontology annotation, biological process: peptidyl-tyrosine dephosphorylation. The coding region runs from base 457 to 7980 and encodes 2507 amino acids. Gene Ontology annotation, molecular function: phosphatidylinositol 3-kinase regulatory subunit binding; protein tyrosine phosphatase activity. The transcript has 49 exons.
CUGCUCUGGUGGAAAGUAACCAAUGAGCGGCAGGAGUGCGGUGUCUGGUUACUCCCUCUCUUCAGCGAGCAGGAGGGCUCACAGACGGAGAGAGAGAUCUGAACCUCUCGGGCUGGAAGGGUGACUCGGCUUCCCAAAGGAACUAAAGACGCGCUGCCUGUUUUCAGCCGUGUAAAAGAUCUUCUCCGUUUACUCGCAGUCUGCAAGAUUUUACUCAUUAACCUUUAAGGACAAUCCAAGGAGUCCGAGUUACUUUUUUUUAUUUUAUUUUUUAAAUGGAGAUCAUGGACCUUACGGUCGAAGUAGAUCUUAUGAAGUAAAACCUGUUGCCAAUUCGACCCGGGCUGGUUUUCCAUUUCAGGUUUGCUGGUGGAUGUGAUGCUGGACUCUUGUUUGCGCACUGGCUGGUAGUUGGAGCGAAGUUUGAAGUUGUAGGCCACUUAUUUGCGAGGCAGCAUGCAUGUGUCUCUGGCUGAGGCGCUGCAGGUGAGAGGAGGGCCCCUGCAGGAGGAGGAGGUCUGGGCCGUGCUGAACCAGAGUGCAGAGAGCCUGCAUGAACUCCUCCGCAGAGGUUCAACAGAUCCAUCUGCGUUGGGUUUCAUCAUCUCUCCAUGGUCGCUGCUGCUCAUGCCUUCCGGAAACAUCUCUUUCACAGAUGAGAAUGUGACACAGAAGGACCUGCGGGCUUUCACUCCUCCGGAGGUGCUGGACGGCCUCAACCUCUCCUCGCUUUCUGAUAUGGAGAAGAUGCACAUGUAUUCACUUGGCAUGACGUUGUUUUGGGGUGCAGACUAUGAGAUUCCUCAGAGCCAGCCAAUGAAACUGGGAGAACACCUGAACAGAGUCUUGCUCAACAUGUGUGAUGAUUCCACACUCACCCGACUGUCUGUACGGUCGGUUCUGGACACCUGCAGCGCUCACAUCCGUAACUCCAGCUGUGACCCUUCAUUUUCUUAUGUCAGGAGGCUGGUGAGACUUGUUCUUGGCAGUCUCUCUCAGCUGGACGGUCUGUUGUCUGAAAGUGAAAGGGAGUCACUUCCAGAAAGAAGUAAAGAAAUUCGUGAACGUCUGCGAGGAAAAGGCCUGCCCGCAGGCCGUAGUGCCGCCCAUCGUGUGCUGGAGCGUUAUAGGGCCCGAACCCAGGAGCAGGCCAACCUGAACCGAGGACUUAGCCGCUCUAUGGGCUCUCUUCCCAUCCAGGACCUUGUCAGAGCAGAAGAGGGCCUUGCUCAGUAUGCCCCUUCAGAGUACCCCGCUGGGUCCGAGUCCUCUGCUGAACUCUACCACCAACGCCAACAACAACAACUGCAACAACAGCGCGGCCGACCCACGGAGGUGAACCAGCGUUCACACCCCCAUCAGAGAAACAAAAGCUGGGCCUCCUCAGCAGACUUGGCCUGCCUCGAUCCAGAUAUGCUCCGCUUUGGGGCCCUUGAGGAUGCCCGAAGGGGCAGUAGCGCUCUGAGCACCCGCUCAGCCGGAAGACACAAGUCAGCUUCCAAGGCCAGAGACUCUCGUUACUCGGACUUUGGGAGCUUGGAUAUCGGGAAGACCCAUCACCAUUCGAGUCAGUCAGUCGGCUCGCCGUUCAACAGCGCUUACGACCGGAUCAGAGAGAAGCAUAAGAAACUGCAAGCACUCAAACAGGCCAUAGAUGAUCCCCUGCAUACUCACAGAAGAUACCACAGUGACUACAGUUCCUCCAGCGAAAGCCCCUCGGUGGCAUCAUCAGACCCCGACUACAGACAAGCUAAGAAGCCAGAAGAUUUGAGGCGGUUCAGCUCUCAGGUCGGCCUGUCAGAGCAUGACGCCGUUUCACUUAGCAGUGCACAGAGACACAGACUUUUUGAGGCGGGUCAGGAUGAGUUAUUGGGCACAGAACUUCUGAUCCAGCGUCAGGAAGAAUUGCACAGGCUCCAGGCCCGGCUGUCCAGAGCCUCCGCCUACCCCGGCGAAGACCCGCGCACCUCCAUACUGGACCUGGCGGAGCCUCUUCAUAGCAGUCCUUUGGAAACAGGCCUCCAUCCACGCAAAUCUAAAAAUUUGUUUGGCCCCGAGUUUGUGAGGAUGAGCAGUGAGCCAACUGUGGUUUUAAGCGUGCCUUCGUCCAUAUUGAACAAGCGUGGGAAGGUGGAGGAGAGUCAGAGAAAGGUGGGGGUGGUCUUACUAAAUGGGCAGAAGUUGGAGCUGUGUUGUGAUGUGAAGGCGGUCUGUAAGGACGUUUUAGACAUGGUUGUAGCUCACAUUGGACUGGUGGAGCACCAUCUCUUCAGCCUCGCCUACCUUAAAGAUGACGAGUUCUACUUCGUCGAACCUGAUGCCAAACUUUCAAAGGUGGCACCUGAUGGUUGGAAGGAUGACCCUAGGAAAAAGAAAAUUGAUGUCAAUUUUAAUCUGUUUCUGCGUAUCAAGUUCUUUCAGGAUGAUGUCAAUCUGAUACAACACAUGAUGACGAAACACCAGUACUAUUUGCAGCUGCGGAAGGAUAUCCUAGAGGAGCGGGUACGCUGUGACUUUGAAAAUUCCAUGAUCUUGGCGUCUCUGGCACUGCAGGCAGAGUUUGGGGACUAUCAGACUGAGCUCCAUGGAAAGACGUAUUUCCGGACAGAACACUACCUCCCCGCUUCGGUUCUGGAUAAGAUUGAUCAGACCACCCUUAAAGAAGAGCUACCCAAACUCCACAGCUCGUACUACAAUGCUUCGGAGCAGGAGGCCGAGCUUGAGUUCCUCAAGGUGUGCCAGAGACUGCCGGAAUAUGGAGUUCACUUCCAUCGUGUGCUUCCUGAGAAGAGAUCCCUGACUGGCAUCAUGCUGGGCAUUUACUCAAAGGGUGUCCUUAUCUUCGAGGUCCUGAAUGGAAAUCGGACCCCUGUGCUAAGGUUCCCCUGGAGGGAUACCAAGAAGAUCUCUUUCACGAAAAAGAAGAUUUGCUUGCAGAAUACUUCGGACGGGAUCAAACAUCUGUUUCAGACAGACAGUCAGAAGACCUGCCAGUAUCUGCUGCACCUGUGCUCGGCCCAGUACAAAUUCCACCUGCACAUGAAAGCCAGACAGAACAACCAAGAACUGCAAGACCUGGAGAACUCUCCUCUGAGCAGUCUGCAGUACACUGAUGGGAUGGGUGCAGUUAGUCUGUCCCCAAGCACUGACCCUGAACUCUACAAGAGGAUGUCCUACUCUGAGAUGUCCCUCAGCAAGAGUUCAUCGGGUCGGCUCAAUGUCCUACCUGAACCGCCCUAUCCGGGGUUCAGCAGCAGCUCCAACCCCAGGAUGAAGAGUCGUUCCCAUCAUAACCUGGGACAGCUGCCUGAGUCGCCAGAGCACAGGAUGGUGCCUUUCAGUAGCCAAUCACAGAGCAGCAUGGUCCGAUCACAAGUGCUUGCAUCAUCACACCAGCGUGCAAGCUCCGACACGGACUCCAUCGCUGUCGCCAGACAGCAAGAAAGCAGUAUGUUCAGCACCAUGGUCAAUGACAGUCCCCGCUGGAGCCCCAAAAGCUUGAAGAAAGAAUCUGACUCUUCCUCCUGUGAGGACACGGGACAGGCGUAUGUCGUAGGUGUGAGCAUGCACAGCUCUGGAGUGCCCUCUACUCCUGCCUCCUCCAUAGGAAUCACUGACUCCCUGAAGAAGAAGUUGCAUGCCUUACCUUCCCCAGAGCGAGAGAUACAGACCGUAAAUCUGAAGAAAGACGUCAAGUAUGGGCUGGGCUUUCAGGUAGUAGGCGGAGAGGCUUCUGGGCGCCAGGACCUGGGAACCCUCAUCAGCUCCAUCACACCAGGUGGACCAGCAGAUCUAAACGGCUGUCUGAAACCAGGUGACAGGCUGUUGAGUGUGAAUGACAUCAGUCUUGAGAGCUUAUCACAUGAUACUGUGGUGGAGAUUCUGCAGAGCACCCCUGAUGAUGUCACAUUGGUUGUCUCUCAACCUAAAGAGAGGCUGUUUCCAGGCUCCCCUUCAGGAAUCCAUCACUAUAAAUCAGCCACUCAAAAUCAAGAAGUAGAUGUCGAUUCUUCCUCUGAAGAUCAUACAUGCUCCCCCAGCCCACCACUUAUCUCCAGCAAAAUGUCUCCGCCUCAGUCUGUUCGACAGGGCAGCGUCAGUUCGCAGGACUCCAGGACAGAGACUGGCGGCCUUCAGCAAACAAAUCUCAAUGGAUUCCAUCGCAACAUUCCCACCGAUGGUCCCGCGGAAGCGCAGUCCCUGCCAGCUGACAGUAAACCCUCUGUUGAAGCUACUCCACCAGCUUUGCCACCUAAAACUAGAAAACCCAAAGUGCCAGAUGUUCCUAAAGAGCUGGAAUACUCCGACAGAGGGGAUUCCGACAUGGAUGAAGACACAUACUCGAGUAGCCAAGAGAAACAAAAGACUAAAAAGGGGGUUUCUCCCAACAUCGUCACGGAGACUUUAAGUGCUAGUAGCCCAGAAGUCAAUAGCCUCCAGCCUGGAGAUCUAUUUGACAUUGAGCUGUCCAAAAUAGACAGCAGUCUGGGCAUUAGUGUCACGGUACUGUUCGGAAAGGGUGGAUCAAACACAACAGUGAGGCAUGGAGGGAUAUAUGUCAAAGCAGUCAUUCCUAAAGGAGCAGCUGAGCUGGAUGGGAGGAUAAAGAAAGGGGAUCGUGUCAUGGCUGUGAACGGGAAGAGUCUUGAAGGAGCGACUCACAAACAGGCAGUAGAGAUGUUGAGAGAUACUGGGCAGGUGGUGCAUCUGUUGAUGGAGAAAGGUCUGCCCCCAGAAAACAGCAUUCAUGCCCCUCUGACCCCUCAAGGCACCUCUUCUGAACCUCAAAACGCAGCUGUGGAGGAGGUACCACCACUGAAGAAAGCAGAAUACAACUUCAUUACUCCAGAUAACACGUUUGAUGUGGGGUUGCUGAAGAACACGUCCGGUCUGGGAUUCAGUUUCAGCCGUGAGGAGAACGUUCCCGGAGAGCCCUCGGGCUCCAGCAUGGUCCGGGUCAAGAAGCUGUUUCCAGGGCAACCAGCAGCCGAGAGUGGCCGCAUCGAAGUGGGCGACGUCAUUCUACGUGUCAAUCAGACGCCACUCAAAGGACUUUCACAACAUGAGGUGAUCUCUGCUCUGAGGGGGACAGGACAGGAGGUGACCCUUCACUUGUGUAGACCUGAACCAGGGGUCUUACCUGAGAUGGACCCUGCCAUUACAACUCCCGUGCCUUCUCCACGAAAGGAAGCUCGUCCCAAGCCCCAGCCCCAGCCCCAGCCUGAUCCCAAGACGAGCUCUCCACCUCAGGUGGAGCGCCAGCGGUUGGUGGGUCCUGUGGAAGAGGCUCUGGAGAGGUUGCUGAUGAAGUCGCCCAGUCGCAGGGACAGUUACAGCGACAGCACGGACAAUGACGAGUUGGAGGAGGCCUUCAGCCCUGCCAACCUAGAGCAGGCUAGUCAAGCCUGGGACCGGAGUGUCUAUCAAACCCCCUUGGAAAGACUCCCAUAUGAGGCCAAUAUGGAUGACACUGUACGAUCUGCAUAUUAUUCACCCAGACAAUCCAUGUCUAAACCGGAGGCCAACAGAAGUGAUUUGGACAGCUCUGCACUUGGCAUGUCAUCUUCUCCAGCCCUUCCUGAGGGUGGGAUCCUGAGCCCCAGUCCAGACCCUCUUCCUCCACCACUGCCAAACCCCGUUAACCUCUGUCUCCCAGAACGUGGCCAGGAAGAGGAGUUCAUCCCUGAGGUGGAGCUGAAGGUCUCUCUGGUGAAGUCUGAUAAAGGAAGUUUAGGUUUCACCCUCACCAAAGGACCGGACAACAAUUGCUACAUCCAUGACAUUAUCCAGGACCCUGCUAAAGGAGAUGGCCGCCUGCAUCCAGGGGAUCGCAUGAUAAUGGUGAAUAACACUGACGUGUCUGGCAUGAAUCACACCGAGGUGGUCAACCUGGUGCGAGCCGCCCCCAAAGUCGUGGACUUAGUGGUAGGCCGUGUCCUAGAACCUCCCAAACCACCAAUAGAGGCCCACCUCCUUCCCGACAUCAUGUUUCAGUGUCAUGACGAGCCUUUAGGUCUGGUUCUCGAUGGAGGAAGUGACAGUGGGCUGGGCGUACUGUACGUGAAAGACAUCAUCCCAGGAUCUGUAGCCUCAGCGGAAGGAAGUUUGAGACACUUGGAUAUCAUACAUUACAUCAACGGUGCUCCGACGCAGGAUCUGACCUUGAGUGAGAGCCGCAGACUUCUGCAGCUGUCACUGAGGAAUCUUAGUCUCAAAGCCACCAGGAAUGGGAAGCCUGUUUUUCCGGGUGAAGACGAGAUUUCAUUACUAAACAAUAACAUCAGUUCUAAAGUCUCCCAGAGUAUGAACGGUUAUCUCCAUAGCAACGAUCGUAAUGAAUUAGAGGCCCUAUCCGAUAUCUGUCCCGCAGAGGAGCAGAUUGUGAAGCUGCAGUUGGAGAAGCCGCCAGCAGGAGGCCUGGGCUUUUCUGUGAUUGGUGGAGAAAGGGGUAUUUUCGUGAAGUCCAUCACCCCUGGAGGCACCGCAGAAAUUACAGGCACGUUGCAAGUUGGUGAUCGUUUACUGAAGGUCAAUGACGAUCUGAUGAUCGGCGUGUCUCACUCUAAAGCCGUCACCACCAUCCGUAAAGCUAAAGGCUUGGUGCACCUCAUCGUCUCCCGCCCACCUGACCAAAUGCCCAACACGUACCUGGACUUUCUGCCUCUCAAAUCCAACGGUGUUAAUGGCAACAACGAUGUGAGUGAGGACAGCGGCGUGAAGACAAAACUCCAGACGCCAUCAGAGCAAAGCAAGAGCAGCAAUCCACCUCCCCUCCCUCCCAUAGACUAUGACACAGGCUCUCCAGAGAAAGGUAAGGGAACAGAAAGAAGUGGUGACCUAUCAGAGGACACAGACUGUGACGGCUCGUCUCUGCCUGAAGACUCCCCAGAGACAUCUCGGAAGGCUGAGUGGAAGGAAGAAAAUGUUGAUGCCCCACUGAAUGACAGUGCUCUGCAGUCAUUGUCAGGCCAGCUGGAUGAAGAUGAGAUCACAUGGGGGAGUGAUGAGCUGCCAAUAGAGAACAUCAACUCUAAAUUUACUGAAGAUGGACCCAUUGUUACUGAGGAUGAGCUGACGUCUCUGCCGCUGGUUAAAGUGGUUCCUGACGGUCAUUACACAUCUAACAACCUCAACACUAUAGUCCGUAUGAUGAGAGGCCUGCUGGAACAGAAAGUUCCUCUGCAAGAGUUUGAGAACCUGCAGAAUUUGCGCCCCUUGGAUGAAUGUCUGAUUGGCCAGACCAAAGAGAACAAGAAGAAAAACCGUUACAAGAACAUCGUUCCAUUUGACACAACCAGGGUCAUGUUGGGAAAGGAUGGUGGCUACAUAAAUGCUAACUUCAUCAAGAUGCCUGUAAAAGACGAGAACUUCAUGUACAUCGCGUGCCAGGGUCCGCUACCCACCACACUCGGGGACUUCUGGCAGAUGGUUUGGGAGCAGAAGUCCAACGUGAUCGCCAUGAUGACACAAGAAGUGGAAGGAGGGAAAGUGAAAUGUCAGAGGUACUGGCCCGACACGCCCCGCUCACCUGAGAUGGUGGACGACCGACUGCAGAUCACACUGGUCAAAGAUCAGCACCUGGACAACUUUGUCAUCCGGCUCAUAGAGGUCAAAGACAUCCAGACUGAUGAGAUCCAGAGAGUCACUCACCUGAACUACACAGGCUGGCCUGAUCAUGGAACCCCGACUCAACCAGAACAGCUCCUGACAUUCAUUUCCUACAUGAGACACAUCCACCGAUCAGGCCCCAUCAUCACUCACUGCAGUGCAGGGAUUGGCCGAUCAGGAACGCUCAUUUGCAUCGACGUGGUUCUUGGCCUCAUCAGCAAAGAUGCAGAUUUUGACAUAUCAGAUGUCGUACGUACCAUGAGACUACAGAGGCAAGGCAUGGUGCAAACAGAGGAACAAUACAUUUUCUGCUACCAGGUCAUCUUGUAUGUGCUCAGAUGUCUCCAGGCAGAAGAGAAACUCUCAGGAUAAAACCAUGGACCAGCACUGCCUUUCUUCUCUCCUCAUCAACUGAAAAUACCAGCGGGCUUCAGUCAUCAAGAUGUUUAGAAACUGCUUCAUUGUUUUCCGAUCAGGGGCUUCGACCUUGUCAGAACAAAUUAUGUUUUUACGAUGUUUUGGACGUCAGUGACGCAUACAAUUCUUGCAGAAUUUUGUGUAUUCUUAUCGCUUACAUUCUUGACCAUUGGCUGCUACUUCUUUGAAAGCAUUUAUUUUGUAACUUAUCGUUUUUAUAGAUUCCUUAAAGAUUAUGGAUCAAAUAAAAAAGAAAUGAAUUCAUAUUUUUUUGUGGUACAAAAUGAUUCUUGUGUAUUUUAAAACGAAAUGAUGCUGGAAAUGUUGCCUUGACAGAAUACAAGACAGUAUUUGCUUUGUAAAUCUUUUAGAAAUCACUGAGUGCCAGUGGUAAUCGAAGAAAUUAAAAGUGUUAUAUUUAGUGUGAUAUUUAUCAUAUGAAAUCUGUUGAUAUGUUUUAAAGCUGUUACAUACUGGACAAUUUGCAAUUUGUAAAUAAAAGAAUAUCAUGCCUUUAA